This is a messenger RNA of Oxyura jamaicensis (ruddy duck), 800 nucleotides long. RefSeq names its product bone morphogenetic protein 1-like. NCBI's taxonomy places the organism in Eukaryota, Metazoa, Chordata, Aves, Anseriformes, Anatidae. Gene Ontology annotation, biological process: proteolysis. The transcript has 6 exons. Gene Ontology annotation, molecular function: zinc ion binding; metalloendopeptidase activity. The record is from RefSeq and is a predicted model, not a curated record. The annotation marks the transcript as partial.
CCCCCCCCCCCAGCCGCCUUCCUGGGAGACAUCGCCCUGGACGAGGAGGACCUGCGGCUCUUCCAGGUGGAGCGGGUGGUGGACCUGGCGCACCGCACCAUCACCCGCCUGCCCACCAACUCCUCAGGCAGCCCCCAGGCGCGGAGACGGGGCCGGCAGCGGGCACGGAGCCGCCGCGCCGCCACCUCGCGCCCCGAGCGCGUGUGGCCGGACGGGGUCAUCCCCUACGUGAUCAGCGGCAACUUCAGCGGCAGCCAGCGAGCCAUCUUCCGGCAGGCCAUGCGGCACUGGGAGAAGCACACCUGCGUCACCUUCCUGGAGCGCAACGACGAGGACAGCUACAUCGUCUUCACCUACCGGCCCUGCGGGUGCUGCUCCUACGUGGGCCGCAGAGGCGGGGGGCCGCAGGCCAUCUCCAUCGGCAAAAACUGCGACAAAUUCGGCAUCGUGGUGCACGAGCUGGGCCACGUCAUCGGCUUCUGGCACGAGCACACGCGCCCCGACCGGGACGACCACGUCUCCAUCGUCCGGGAGAACAUCCAGCCAGGGCAGGAGUACAACUUCUUGAAGAUGGAGCCGGAGGAGGUGGAGUCGCUGGGCGAGACGUACGAUUUCGACAGCAUCAUGCACUACGCCAGGAACACCUUCUCCAGGGGCAUUUUCCUCGACACCAUCCUGCCCAAGUAUGACGUGAACGGGGUCCGGCCCGCCAUCGGCCAGCGCACACGGCUGAGCAAAGGAGACAUCGCCCAGGCCCGCAAGCUGUACCGCUGCCCAUGUGAGCGCCCCACGGGGCCGGG